CGAGCCCUGUCCAGGGGGUGGCUCAGCCCAGGCCCCGCCCCCAGGCGCGCGGCGCUGGCCGGCUGCUCUCCGAGCUCCAGUCAUCGCCUCUCUCCUCCGCCUCGCCCGGCCUAGCGCUCUGGAAUUCGCCGGGCAGCUGCCUCAGGUGUUGUGGCCAAGUGCGGUCAGCAGCGGCCAGGCACCCCCGGGCGCGCUGUCCCUGCCGGGCCCUUAAGUGCGGCAGCCCGAGCUGGCCCGGUCCACCGCCUCAGGCCCAAGCCACCCUCGGUCAGGCCCAGGCCACCCCUCCCUCAGGCCUCAGCUCAAGCCAACUCCCCAGCCCAGCCUGAUCCCUCAGCUCCUCAUCUGCCCUGUCUGGCUCCGGAUGCCCUCCAAGGCAUUGGCUACUCCCUAGCACCAAUGAGGAGACUCAGUCCAGCCACCCAACCCAGUCCAGUCAUCCAGGUGCAGGAAGAUGGAGACAACUUCAUCCCCUUUGCCAAGUGUUCCAGGGUGGUCAGCCGAUCUCUACCCUCCAGCUUGCCUUCCCAGAGCCUCAGACUGACGCCCCAGCGCUAUGGAGACAUCUUCUGGGAGAACCUUCGUCAAAGGCCCAGCCCCACCUGCAUGGAGGAACAAUAUGUUCCACCUCUGCCGAGAACCACUGGUUGCUCGCAGACUGGCCUGUACCCCCCUGAGGGGCUCCCACCCCCUGAGAUGCUGUUUAGAAGAAAGAGAAGGAAGCCAUAUUUGAUGGGAAUGCAGCAGCGACCUGGAGGCAUCCCAGCCCGGGUAAGGGCAGUCACUUACCACCUGGAGGAUCUAAGGAGGCGACAGAGAAUCAUCAAUGAACUGAAGAAGGCCCAGUGGGGCAGCUCAGGGGCUGCAUCUGAGCCCCUGGUGCUUGACAAUGGCAGCUGUGGAUUCCCCAGCAGCACCGAAUACCCUGACCUGGAAGAGGAGAGGGCACUCUAUCCACCGGAAGGGAACCACUUUCUUCCUCCUGGCAGGACCCAGCUGCUUUGGUCUCCCUGGAGUCCCUUGGGCCAGGAGGGGUCUUGUUUCUCCAGGCAGCUGAGCUCUCUGGCCUCCUACAGCACUGUCAUAGCCCACAGAAACCCCCUCUGCAACCCUUGGGGAAUGGAGCUGCCGUCUGAGGAGUAAGGAGAAACCAUGGUGCCCACGUGCUGCCGCUGCUUCGGGGACCCACGACUAGUUCUCCUGGCUGGAAUCUACCCCAGUUCUGACAUCAAGGCAUUUCUUUCCUUAGCCUCUCCCAACUUCCUUUCCCAUCCUCUGAAUGAGGCAUUAACAGUGCCCUCGGCUUCCCAUCUCAACCUGUCCCUCUCACAAGAACCCCCAAAGCCUGUCCCCCACGCCCGCUCCCAGGCACUGUGUUCUUUCCUGUUCGGUUAUUAAAAAGCAAGCGAAUUGAGCCCAGA
Molecule: messenger RNA, 1421 nt
Organism: Manis pentadactyla (Chinese pangolin)
Lineage: Eukaryota; Metazoa; Chordata; Mammalia; Pholidota; Manidae
Gene: INCA1
Product: inhibitor of CDK, cyclin A1 interacting protein 1
Exons: 8
Coding region: 400-1143 (247 amino acids)
Biological process (GO): negative regulation of cyclin-dependent protein serine/threonine kinase activity; negative regulation of cell population proliferation
Cellular component (GO): cytoplasm
Molecular function (GO): cyclin binding; cyclin-dependent protein serine/threonine kinase inhibitor activity
Source: RefSeq, a predicted model, not a curated record